CCCACCUUUAUGAUGGAGGUCGUUAGAUGAAUGCAACCCACGGCCGUCAACAGAUUCAAAUAAGUGAAAGAAAGCGGAUAUUUCUCGCACCUCCGUGGGACUCGGGGCGGCGGGGGGAGCGGGCAUGGCGAGGCCCCGGCUGCAGAGCAUUGUGGCUGAAGAAAAGAGGCUUUGUUCACACGGGCCAAGUAGUGACCGAUCACAUGAUCCUGGAUGCAGGAGACGUGACGCUCGUCGUGGUCGUCGAGACAAAUUUGAAUUGUGAAACCACUAAAAAGGCCUUUGACGCGUACCGGGAGUUUGUGUGUAUUGAGUUGAUUUAGUUUAGUUUUUAGGACUCGCUAUUUCAGGUGGAUCUCAUGUAUGUGGGUCUUUUUUUUACAUUCGAAUAAGGAAGAUGUCCUUUAGGUGCUUUGAUAUUAUGAAAUGUCAUUUCACACAUUAGUUUGCAGGGAUUUCCUAAACCAUGUACAUUUUACGUCCCCUUCUAAUUCAGCGGGCGAUACAUCCACUUUCCCAUGGGAUGAAUAGGUCCUGUUACUGGUCACUGGGCAUCUAUGCUGCCGUGGGGGGGGGGUGAAGCUGUCCUCCAUCAAUGAGCCUGUUGAUCAGGAAAGACCACUCGACUGCACGCCGGCUCCCUCGGUCCACCUCGGACACCUGUUGGGACGACGCCGCGGGACACCUGCGAUGAUUCGGGCUGCUGCUCUCGCCGUGAUUUUGGUCUCCUGCGUGAAGUCGGAGGACUACUGUUAUGAUGAGCCACGCUGCGACCCGUACGCGUGGGGGGACAUGUUCCCGCCUUGUCACCCUCUAAUUGAAGAACACCACUCUCCCAUCAACCUGGACCACCGGAUGACCCGGAACCUCUCUCUGGGACCUUUGCACCUGGAGGGCUUCGAUGAGACCCAAACGGGCCACUGGACCCUAAAGAACGACGGGCACUCGGUCGUGCUGCAGGUCGGCGCCGGCAUGUCGCUGAGCGGCGGGGGCCUUCCAGAUGUGUACCACACCGUCCAGGUGCACUUCCACUGGGGAGGCGUGGCCACCAACGGCUCGGAGCACACGGUGGACGGGCGCAGAUACCCAAUGGAGAUGCACGUGGUCAACAUGAAGUCCAUCCACCCCAACGUGACGGCGGCCUUGGGCGACCCGACGGGGCUCGCCGUCCUCGGCUUCUUCAUCGACGUUGUUUACGCGGACAAUGUGCACUUUGGACUCGUCUCGCAGAAGCUGUCCUCCGUGGCCUACAAAGGCCAAGCGACUAAAAUCAAGCCGUUCCCGCUGGCGGACCUGCUGCCGAAGCGCAACAUGAGUCAGUACUACCGCUACUCGGGCAGCCUCACCACCCCCCCCUGCGCCCGAGCGGUGGUGUGGACUCUGUACCAAGUCCCCAUCUACAUCUCGUGGACCCAACUGGCCCAGUUCACCUCGCAGAUCUUCUCCACGGAGGAGGACGCCGAGCAGGUGACCCCUCUGCAGAACAACUUCAGGCACGUCCACCCCACCUUCGGUCGCCUCGUCUCCGCGUCCAGAGACGCCGGAGUGCCGGCGGGGGCGCCCGGCCGUCCCCUCGGGCCGGACGCGUCGCUGCGGCUGCUUGCGAUGGUUCUGCUGGGAAGCUUCUUGUGUGGACUUUAGAAAGACGCGUUCUUGUGUUUGCCACGCAAAAAGGCAUUUAGGUGAUGACCAGCAAAGAGCACAGAGGAGUACAAACUGUGAAUAAAGUACUGUAAGAUGUCGUUAAUGUUAGAAUCCAGCCGGAUUAACUUGAUUAGUGCUUUAGAAAAGGUGAUCAAAAACUGUAUUAACACUUAAUGACAUAAUGUGAGUUGAGCAUUGAAAUGCAUUCGUGUACAUUUUCACUCCGCUUGUUCUUGAAGUUGCAUAUAUAUUACAUAUGUGGUUUGGGGCACAAAUAUUCUAAUGAAAGUGAUGUUAUAGAUAUUUGAAGCUUUUUAUGAAUGAAAAUAUUUAAAUAAAUGUUAACCUCUGACGUUUUACUAUUUUCAA
This is a messenger RNA of Gasterosteus aculeatus aculeatus (three-spined stickleback), 2013 nucleotides long. RefSeq names its product carbonic anhydrase 15 (gene car15). Lineage: Eukaryota; Metazoa; Chordata; Actinopteri; Perciformes; Gasterosteidae. The record is from RefSeq and is a predicted model, not a curated record. Gene Ontology annotation, molecular function: zinc ion binding; carbonate dehydratase activity. Gene Ontology annotation, cellular component: plasma membrane.